This is a messenger RNA of Corylus avellana, 2057 nucleotides long. RefSeq names its product cytochrome P450 78A7. Gene Ontology annotation, molecular function: oxidoreductase activity, acting on paired donors, with incorporation or reduction of molecular oxygen; heme binding; iron ion binding. The record is from RefSeq and is a predicted model, not a curated record. Lineage: Eukaryota; Viridiplantae; Streptophyta; Magnoliopsida; Fagales; Betulaceae.
CUCUAGCUACUUACUCUCCACCAAUACCACAAGCACAAAUACUGCAGCCUGCCUUUACUCUCUUCCCUCCUUCCAAUUUCUGCUCUCUUAAGUUUUUUAUCAUUUUUCUUCAAGAAAAAUGGUGUCGGCUUUGGACACAAAGGACACAAGCUUGUGGGUGUUCACACUACCAGCUUUUCUUGGGUCCAAAAUCCUUCUGGAUGGCUAUGUUUUGUUUGCAGUCUUUAUGGCGUUUCUGUCCCUCGCGCUUCUCACAUGGGCCUUUGCGGUUGGGGGUAUUGCAUGGAAAAACGCCAGGAACCAAAGGGGUAGUGUUUCCAUCCCCGGGCCUCGGGGUCUUCCCAUCUUCGGGAGCCUAUUCACGCUGAGCCGUGGCUUGGCUCACCGCUCCUUGGCUGCCAUGGCUUGGAGUACUCGAGCUAACAUCCCGCUCAUGGCUUUCAGCCUCGGCUCCACCCCCGUGGUUGUAGCCUCACACCCCACCACUGCACGAGAAAUCUUGACCUCCCCGCACUUCGCUGACCGCCCCAUCAAGCAGUCGGCUAAGAGCCUCAUGUUCAGCCGAGCCAUCGGUUUCGCUCCCAACGGAACCUACUGGCGGCUUUUGAGAAGGAUAGCUUCGUCCCACCUCUUCGCGCCCAGGCGCGUUGUAGCACACGAACCCAGCCGCCAGCUAGAAUGCGCCGCCAUGCUGCGCAACAUAGCAACCGAACAGCAACUCAACGGCACGGUGUCUCUGCGAAAGCACCUCCAGGCUGCCUCUUUGAACAACAUCAUGGGGAGCGUUUUCGGCAAAAGGUACGACCCGGCGCAUGAUAGCAAGGAGUUGGAUGAUCUGAAAGAAAUGGUGAAAGAAGGGUUUGAGCUCUUGGGCGCCUUCAACUGGUCUGAUUAUCUUCCAUGGCUGACUUAUUUCUACGACCCAUUUCAUAUAAACGAACGUUGCUCCAAACUCGUCCCCCGAGUCAGAAAACUCGUCCGGGGCAUUAUCGAGGAACACCGACUCACGGAGUCAAAAAACCUCUCUGAUAAUGCUGAUUUCGUUGAUGUUUUGCUCUCUUUGGAAGGCGAAGAGAAGCUUCGAGAAGAUGACAUGGUUGCUGUCUUAUGGGAAAUGAUAUUCAGAGGCACUGACACCACCGCUCUGUUGACCGAGUGGGUGAUGGCCGAGUUGGUAUUGCACCCAGGGGCCCAAGAAAAGCUUCAGAGGGAGAUCGACAGCGUGGUGGGAAAUAGAGCAGUCACGGACGCCGACGUGGCAACACUACCCUACUUGCAGGCCGUGGUCAAAGAGACUCUCCGGGUCCACCCGCCCGGCCCACUUCUCUCCUGGGCCCGCUUGUCCACCUCGGAUGUCCAGCUCAGCAACGGGAUGCUGAUCCCCGCCAACACAACCGCGAUGGUGAACAUGUGGGCCAUCACGCACGACCCGCACGUGUGGGAGGACCCGCUGGAGUUCAGGCCGGAGAGGUUCCUGGAGAGCGAGGGCGGUGCUGACGUGGACGUGAGGGGCUGUGAUCUGAGGCUUGCACCGUUCGGGGCCGGGCGUAGGGUUUGCCCCGGCAAGAACCUAGGGCUCGUGACGGUGACUCUCUGGGUCGCAGAGUUGGUGCACCGUUUCACCUGGGUUGAAGACUCGGGUCACCCGGUGGAUCUGGACGAGGUUCUGAAGCUGUCGUGUGAGAUGAAGCAUCCUCUGCAUGGUGUUGCCGUGGAAAGGAGGAGUACUACUGGUCUUUAGGGUUUGAUGGUGGGGUGGGGAAGCUAGGUAGCUGUAUAUUUACUACAAUACUGGCUUUUGAUUAUUAAUUAAUUACUAGUUUUAUCUGUUUGGUCUGUUUUUAGGAUGGAUUAAGGAUUCAAAAAGUUUGGGGUAUAACGGCUAUAUAUAUUAUCCUAUUAUGGGAUGAUCAGGGGCUCCAAUUUUGGUAUGGUUUGUUAGGAUCCCUGCAUUUUCUGUAACCUUUUGCAACUACUCGAUCGUAAUGGACUACUAUGGUUAAGUCUCUAAACUUGAUUUUGCUGACUCGGAUAAUUAAUUAUAUUUUAUUAUUUCA